AUGUUAUCAAGAUUAGUAAAAGAUCACCAAACACAUAUUAAUAAAUUAAAGGAAGAAAAUGAAAAUUUAAAAAAAGAAGCAAUUUCAUCAAUGGGAGAGGUCACUAAUGGGUUAGUUGAUAGUGUUAAUACAGGUGUUGCAUGUAUUUUUGCAAAUCAAAAGAAAUUAGAAACUGAAUCAAGAUUAUUACAACAAAAUACAGCUAAAUUUUCAAAACAAACUAAUCAAUGGAUUCAAUUAAUUGAAGGCUUUAAUAAUUCAUUAAAAGAAAUUGGUGAUGUUGAAAAUUGGUCAAGAAAAAUUGAAAAUGAUAUGCAUAAUAUCUCUGAUAUAAUCGAUUUCCUUUAUACAAAUACAAACCCAAUACCACAACAACAACAACAAUCACAACAACAACAAUCACCUCCAUCACAACCACAAUAA
Molecule: messenger RNA, 423 nt
Organism: Dictyostelium purpureum
Lineage: Eukaryota; Evosea; Eumycetozoa; Dictyosteliales; Dictyosteliaceae
Exons: 2
Coding region: 1-423 (140 amino acids)
Biological process (GO): endosomal transport
Cellular component (GO): BLOC-1 complex
Source: RefSeq, a predicted model, not a curated record